UAUCUCUAGCAUCCGCACAGGGGUGGGGGAACUAUCAACUCUUAACUCCAGUUCUAGAGGAUCCAACAUCCUCUUCUGGGGCCUCCAUGGAUACUUUACACACAGGGUGCACAGGUAAACAUGCAGGCAAAGUAAUCAUAUGCAUGAAAUAAAGCCACCUAAAAUAAAUUAAACCAACCAACCAGUGCUGGGGAUGGUGGCACGCAUCACUCAGGCAGCAGGGGCAGGUGGAUCUGGUCUACAGGAACAGAGCAAGCUCCAGGCCAGCUAGGGCUAAAUAAUGAGACUCUGUCACAAACAAACAAACAAACAAACAAACAAACAAACAAACAUUAAUAGGUUUUCUUUCUCCCAGGGUGGUUUCCAAUUUGUAGCAACAUUCCUGCCUCAGCCUAAAUUUGGGGAUACAGGUAAGAGCCACUAUGGUCAGCUACCCUCCCCAGUUUUGCUCCCAUGAGAUAAGAUUUACCUCCUUUCAGAAUUUAUGUAAAACACUUAUUGGGGUAGGGAAGAGUAGUCUGUGUUAGCCUAUAACCGAAGUAUAUGUGAGGACCUGGGUUCAAGUCCCAGCCCCACCUAAAUAACUCCACACCAAAACAAAAACACACACGCGCGCGCGCACACACACACACACACACACAGAAUUUGAAAAAAGCCAAUAAGAAGCAUAGGACACUUCACAGGCAUCCUCAAAUAAUAGUUUGAGACAGUAGAGUUCCUAGGCCUUUACUUUUUUUUUUUUUUUUUUUUUUGAAGCUGGGGACCGAACCCAGGGCCUUCCGCUUGCUAGGCAAGCGCUCUACCACUGAGCUAAAUCCCCAACCCCAAGCCUUUACUUUCAUGUAGUAGCAAUCAUCUGCCAAUAGUAAACAUGGCUGCAUUUCCCUUAGCGCUUCGCCUUCUGUCAGUAGUAAGCAUGGCCGUAUCUACUUCCGCUAGGCCAGGGGUCAAAGGUGAGGCAAGAUGGCGGCGCCCAUAAACGGUUGAGGCGUGAAGCGAAGGAUGCUGGCGGUGGCCCGGGCUCUGCUGGAGCGGCGGCUGAGCUGGCCGGUACCGGCUCGCGAGCACUGGAGACCGGCCGGCCGUUCACGGAGCCGGCGAGAAGCAGCUGAGGCCGAGGCGGACGCUCCGGUGUUCCAGUACGUGGGCGAGCGCGCGGCUCGCGCCGAUCGCGUGUUCGUAUGGGGCUUCAGCUUCUCCGGGGCUCUCGGAGUGCCCAGCUUCGUGGUGCCGUCCUCGGGGCCCGGACCGCGCGCCGGCCUGAGGCCCCGACGUAGGAUCCAGCCGGUACCCUACCGUCUGGAGCUGGACCAUAAGAUUUCCUCUGCUGCCUGUGGCUAUGGAUUCACAUUGCUGUCCUCGAAAACCAAGGAUGUUACGAAAGUCUGGGGCAUGGGACUCAACAAAGAUUCCCAGCUUGGAUUUCACAGGAGCCGGAAGGAUAAAACCAGGGGCUAUGAGUAUGUCCUGGAGCCCUCGCCUGUCCCGCUGCCCCUGGACAGACCUCAGGAGACAAAGGUGUUGCAGGUGUCCUGUGGUCGAGCACACUCCCUUGUCCUGACAGACAGAGAAGGUGUCUUCAGCAUGGGGAACAAUGCCCACGGGCAGUGUGGACGGAAGGUGGUGGAGGACGAAGUAUACAGUGAGAGUCACAAAGUGCACAGGAUGCAGGACUUCGAGGGACAGGUGGUCCAGGUUGUCUGCGGUCAGGACCACAGCCUGUUCCUCACAGACAAAGGUGAAGUCUAUUCUUGUGGAUGGGGUGCCGAUGGACAGACAGGCCUGGGUCACUACAACAUCACCAGCACACCCAGCAAGCUGGGCGGAGACCUUGCCGGGGUGACUGUUGUCCAGGUUGCUACCUACGGUGACUGCUGCUUGGCUUUGUCGGCCGAUGGAGGUGUCUUUGGCUGGGGAAAUUCUGAGUACCUGCAGCUGGCCUCGGUCACAGACUCCACACAGGUGAAUGUCCCUCGGUGCCUGCCUUUCUCCGGAGUAGGCAAGGUGAAGCAGGUGGCUUGUGGUGGCACAGGCUGUGCUAUACUGAAUGACAAGGGUGAGCUGUUUGUGUGGGGCAAGAACAUCCGAGGGUGCCUUGGCAUUGGACGCCUGGAAGACCAGUACUUCCCAUGGAGGGUGACGAUGCCAGGUGAGCCUGUGGACGUGGCUUGUGGAGUGGAUCACAUGGUGACUCUAGCCAAGUCCUUCAUCUGAACCUCUCUCUGGGCCUAUCUCCUGCUGGCCCCCGCCUGUAGCUAUAAGGACAGCUAUGGCUUGGCAGAAACCAGCAGAGUUUCUGAGGGUACAGGGAGAGAGAUCCAGGGCCUCUGUGGAGCAGGGUGCCUGCUCUGUGUCCUCAGUGGGAAUGUUGUACGAGGAGUUGUGGACAAGGCCCUACACCCGCUGAGGCUCCUGCCUGCUGAACUCGGCUCAGGAUGGCUACUGUUGGCUUGGCAUGUUCCUGAGGAGUACCAGGGCAUGAAGACCUUGGGUGCCCAGGCAGAUUCCUUUUCCAAGUAACACAUGAUAGCAUCUGGGGAUGUGUCUAGUCUGAGACACUAUUUUUAGGGAAAGUUCACUGCUCAUGACACAUUUGAUAAUAAAGUUUAGAGACAUGACAGGGCACUCAGAAGAACCUGUAGUCUCCUGUCACAAGAGGAUAAACUUGGGCCUCAGCUCAGCAAGAGAGCCAGCUGACUUCAGUGAGGGCCUCUCUGAUCAGCUGUCACCCCAGAGGUUCCCCAGAACACAGUCCAGGAGCCCAGAAUGCCUUGGCUUGAACUCUUCAUGGAGUGGCCAGUGGGAGCCGUGCAGUAUCCCAGCUUUGGAACUUCCUCACUCCCUGGCUCUGAGCAGCCCAGAAGCCCCUGAAGAAAGAAGUUGAAGGCCAAAUGCUUGUGGGCUGAGGGCUGUGGAAUCUUGGCUGAAGGGCCGGCCUCAGAAACUGGGAAAAUACUUGUUUUUAAAAAGCUUGUCGCUUCCUUUCAGAACAGUGUUUGGAAGGUCUUUUGGAAUAAAGUCUAUUUUCUGCCUUUUUAAA
Messenger RNA from Rattus norvegicus (Norway rat), 3040 nucleotides. RefSeq names its product RCC1 like (gene Rcc1l). Gene Ontology annotation, biological process: mitochondrial fusion. Gene Ontology annotation, cellular component: mitochondrial inner membrane. The record is from RefSeq and is a predicted model, not a curated record. Lineage: Eukaryota; Metazoa; Chordata; Mammalia; Rodentia; Muridae.